AUGGAGCGCCUGGAAAAGGGAACCGGGAAAAUAUCCCAGUACCGUUCCCAGUACCGUUCCCAGUACCGAUCCCAGUAUCGCAGUCCCGGUUUCCCAGUACCGUUCCCAUUCCCAGUAUCCCGGUACCGUUCCCAGUAUCCCGUAUCCCGGUACCGUUCCCAGUAUCCCAGUACCGUUCCCGUUCCCGUUUCCAUUCCCAGUAUCCCGGCCGCUGAGGCCUCGCCCGGGGGCGGCCGGGGCAGGCCCGGGGCCAAACGCGUCACGUUCCCCUCAGACGAGGACAUCGUGUCCGGGGCCGUGGAGCCCAAGGACCCCUGGAGACACGCCCAGAACGUGACUGUGGAUGAGAUCCUGGCCGCUUACCGCCAGGCCUGCCAGAAGCUCAACUGCCGCCAGAUUCCCAAACUCCUCAAGCAGAUCCAGGAAUUCAAGGAUCUGGCUCCCAGGAUCGACUGCUUGGAUCUCAAGGGGGAAAAGUUGGAUUAUCGCUCCUGCGAGGCCAUGGAGGAAAUCUUCAAACGCCUCCAGUUCCGGCUCCUCGACCUGGAGCAGACCAGCCUGGACGAGGACGGCGCCUCGGCGCUGUUCGACAUGAUCGAGUACUACGAGUCGGCCACGCACCUCAACAUCGGCUCCAACAAACACCUGGGGCCCCGCGGCUGGCAGGCGGCCGCACACAUGAUGAGGAAGACCAGCUGCCUGCAGUACCUGGACGCCCGGGGGACGCCGCUGCUGGAGGCGUCGGCGCCGUUCGUGGCGCGGGCUCUGCGCAUCAGCAGCAGCCUGGUGGUUCUGCACCUGGAGAACGCCGGCCUGGCCGGGAGACCCCUCAUGCUGCUGGCGGCGGCCCUGCGGCUGAACGUCACCCUGCGCGAGCUGUACCUGGCCGAUAACAAACUCUCGGCUCCCGGGGACGCGGCGCAGCUCGGGAACCUCCUGAGGGCCAACGGAUCCCUGCGCACGCUGGACCUGCGCAACAACCACAUCCUGGAUAGUGGCCUGGCGUACCUGUGCGAGGGCCUGCGGGAGCAGCGCCGGGGGCUGCAGACUUUGGUGCUCUGGAACAACCAACUGAGCCACGCCGGGAUGGCUUUCCUGGGAAUGAGCCUGCCGCACACGCAGAGCCUGGAGACGCUGAACCUGGGUCACAAUCCCAUCGGGAACGAGGGCGUCCGGAACCUGAAGAACGGAUUGAUCGGGAACCGCUCCGUGCUGCGCCUCGGCCUGGCCUGCACCAAGCUCACCUGCGAGGGCGCGGUGGCCGUGGCCGAGUUCGUGGCCGAGAGUUCGCGGCUGCUGCGCCUGGACCUGCGCGAGAACGACAUCAAGACCGGGGGGCUGAUGGCGCUGUCGCUCGCCCUGCGCGUCAACCACUCCCUGCUGCGCCUCGACCUCGACCGCGAGCCCAAGAAGGAGGCGGUGAAGAGUUUCCUGGAGACGCAGAAGGCGCUGCUGGCCGAGAUCCAGAACGGCUGCAAGCGGAAUUUCGUCCUGGCCCGGGAAAAGGAGGAGAAGGAGCAGCAGCUCCGGCACUCGGCCUCCAUGCCGGAAAUUUCCGGGAACGAGGAUCCCGAGGAUGAUCCCGGAAUUCCCGGAGGAGCCUCCCCGGAGGAGAACGGGAACGCGGCUCCGGGCGGAGAUUCCAGCUCGGACACGGAGGAGGAGGAGGAGGAUGGGAAGGACUCGAGGGAGGUGCUGGAAUCCUGUGGGAAUUCCGGGAAUUCCGGGAAUGCCGAGCGCAGGAUUUCCGUCUCCAGCCCCGGCAGAGGGAGGAAGGUUUUCGUGGUGACGCGCGUGGAAAACGUUCCCGAGGGAUCUGGGAUCGUUCCCGAUGGAUCCGGAGCCGUUCCUGAGGGAUCUGGGAUCGUUCCUGAGGGAUCUGGGAUCGUUCCCGAUGGAUCCGGAGCCGUUCCCGAUGGAUCCAGAGCCGUUCCCGAUGGAUCUGGGAUCGUUCCUGAGGGAUCUGGGAUCGUUCCCGAGAGAUCCGGGAUCAUUCCCGAGGGAUCUGGGAUCGUUCCCGAUGGAUCCGGAGCCGUUCCCGAUGGAUCCGGAGCCGUUCCCGAUGGAUCCGGGAUCGUUCCCGAUGGAUCCGGGAUUGUUUCCGAUGGAUCCGGAGCCGUUCCCGAGGGAUCCGGGAUCAUUCCCGAGGAAUCUGAGACUGUUCCUGAUGGAUCCAGGGUCAUUCCCGAGAAAUCUGGGAUCGUUCCCGAGGAAUCUGAGACUGUUCCUGAGGGAUCCGGGACAAUUUCUGAUGGAUCUGGAGCCAUUCCCGACGAAUCCAGGGUUGCUCCCAACGGAUCCGGCGGCAUUCCCGAUGGAUCUGGAGCUGCUCCCGAUGGAUUUGGGGAUGUUCCCGAUGGAUCUGGAGCCGUUCCCGACGGAUCCGGUGCCGUUCCUGAUGGACUCGGGGCCAUUCCCGAUGGAUGUGGAGCUCUUCCCGACGGAUCCGGAUCCAUUCCCGACAGAUCCGGGGCCGUUCCCGACGGAUCCGGCGCCGUUCCCGACAGAUUUGGGGCCAUUCCCGACGGAUUUGGGGCCGUUCCCGAUGGAUCCGGGGCAGUUCCCGACAGAUCCGGGGCCGUUCCCGACGGAUCCGGCGCCGUUCCCGACAGAUUUGGGGCCAUUCCCGACGGAUUUGGGGCCGUUCCCGAUGGAUCCGGGGCCGUUCCCGAUGGAUCCGGAUCCAUUCCUGACAGAUCCGGGGCCGUUCCCGACGGAUUUGGGGCCGUUCCCGACGGAUUUGGGGCCGUUCCCGACGGAUCCGGAUCCAUUCCUGACAGAUCCGGCGCCGUUCCCGACGGAUUUGGGGCCGUUCCCGACGGAUCCGGCGCCGUUCCCGACGGAUUUGGGGCUGUUCCCGAUGGAUCCGGCGCCGUUCCCGACGGAUUUGGGGCCGUUCCCGACGGAUCCGGCGCCGUUCCCGAGCUCCCGCGCGCGGCUCCGGCCCCGAUUCCCGAACUGUCGCGGGCGGGCGGAUCCGCGGGAAUUCCCUGCGGGAGCCCUUCCCGGGAUUCGCCGCUUCCCAACGGGCUCAAGGCGGAUUUUGCCCGGGCGCUGCCGGAGCCGGGCCCGGAGGGCGACGGGAAAUCGGGAAUGGGCGAGCACGAGCUGAGCUGCUCCCGGAACGAGCAGGAGCUGCAGGAGCUGCUCCUCGAGGCCAGCCUGGACACGGCUCCGGAGCCGCUCUGAGCGCAGGUUCUGGAAAAGGGGGAGGCUCCGGAGCUUCUCCUCUCUUCCCGCUUCCGCACAAGAUUCCAACCAAACUUCGGGAUUUUUCGGGAUUUUUCUUGGAAAAGAAAAACGGACGGAAAACACAAAACAAAAAAAAAAAAAAAAAAACGGAAAUGAAC
This is a messenger RNA of Pseudopodoces humilis (Tibetan ground-tit), 3350 nucleotides long. The record is from RefSeq and is a predicted model, not a curated record. NCBI's taxonomy places the organism in Eukaryota, Metazoa, Chordata, Aves, Passeriformes, Paridae.